Molecule: messenger RNA, 576 nt
Organism: Dictyostelium discoideum AX4
Lineage: Eukaryota; Evosea; Eumycetozoa; Dictyosteliales; Dictyosteliaceae
Exons: 2
Coding region: 1-576 (191 amino acids)
Biological process (GO): regulation of DNA-templated transcription
Cellular component (GO): nucleus
Source: RefSeq, a predicted model, not a curated record
AUGGGUGAAAAACCAUUAGAGUUAUUUCAUUUACUUAGAUUACAUCCACCCGAUGGUAAUUUAAAAACCAAACAUCCAGUUGUAUCGGAAUCAUUGGAUAUGUUAGUAUUUAAAGACCCAUCUGAAUCAUUUUACAAUCUAAUUAAAUUACCAGAUAAACCACCCGAAGUUUUAAAUCCAUCAUUGCAAAUCGCUGGUGAUACACCAAUGACAACUGCCGAGCAAAUGGAGUUAAAUAAAAUUAUUGAUGCAAGAACAAAAGUAAUCACUGAUAUUCAAAAAUAUCGUGACACUUGUAAACAAAAAGAAACUGAAGCAAUUUCACUCUAUCAAUCAAUUCAACAAUUAGAUAAACAAAAAUUAAUUUUACAAAAGAAAUUAGAAAAAUAUAAUUUAUUAAAAAAUAAUAAUAAUAAUAAUAAUAAUAAUAAUAAUAAUAAUAAUAAUAAUAAUAAUAAUAAUAAUAGUAAAUUAACUACAAGUACACCAAUGUCGAUAGAUACACCAACCUUAUCUGCUUCAAAUACAACAACAACGACAACAACGACAACAACAACACCAGUUCCACCAUCAUAA